CAAGGCUAACGGAAGAAGAGAGAGAGUACAGCUUUGGGUUGUUAAGGUCAUAAGACUUGUGUGACUCUGAGAUCUUUUUCGCCAAGGCUGUACCCUCUCUCUUCGUCUCUUAGCAUCUUGAUGCAUGCGCAUGGUGUUCCAGCAGUCAAGAUCGAGCUCGUCGUGGACCUGUGCUCUUCCUCGGACGAAGCUCCCACCGCUGACUCGCCUCCUUUGGCUCACAACUCCGAUGUUACCAGAAACCGGCGGCACCUCUGCCACUCGCUCGCCUCGCUCUGCUAUGCCGUUCUUCCACUGCUUCGAGUCUCAACCAAGCUCUCCAAGGAGUUCCGAGUAUCGUCAUCACUGAAAACUUCAAUUUUCAAGCAACCGAACCUCUUGACCCAUAGGGGGUGUUUGAUUCCGAUUCUAGCCGAUUCCUGCUAAAAUAAUCAAGCAAACUUCAUCAACCGGCGCGAUUCUCGUCCGCUUCCAGGGGCAGCAAUUCUCUAGGGCAGCGAUUCUCAAGGUAGCGGCCUCCCAACGUGAAGCGAGAAUCGGGCCAAGGGGUUGCUGGCCCCAAAAUCGCUCCCAAUGCCGCGCUCUGUUCCUCCCUUCUGCAUCCCGCCGCGCUCUCUUCCUUCGCAUCCUCAGCAGAUCCGUCGCCACCCCCCAUGGGCCCCACCCUUCGCCGCCGCAAGCCCCCGCCCCUACCGCCUUCCCCUUCGCCGACCCUCCCCGUGCCGCCGCUCCUCACCUCCAUUGCUGAGGCCACCGGGGAGGACUGCACCGCCGACCUCCCCGAGGAGCUCCUUGCCCUCAUCUUUAGCCUCCUUGGCUCCGGUGACCGCAAGCGCUGCUCCCACAUCCGCUGUCAGAUCCGUCGCCGCCGUGGCUACAAGCGAUUCCCUGGUAAGCUGAAUCAAACACCUUGAUUCUUGAGGUAGCAAUUCUUGAGGCAGUGGAUUCUCAUACUAUCAAGCUGCCUCAAGAAUAGGAGAAGCUGAAUCAAACAACCCCAUAGUGCCCCAGCAAACUAAUUUAGCUCACAACUACAUAUAUUUGGAUCUAUGUAACCUGUCUAAACUCGACAGGUUCACAAACAAAGAAGGAUAGCUAGGCUAGGGGAGACUGGUUCGAUACCAAUCACGCCCUUUAGGGACUAAGUUAUUUUGGGCGCGUUUUUCAAAUUUGAUUAAUCAAAUUGGAAGAGGCUCAUUUUUUUUAUUUUUUCUAACAAAUCUAAGCUCUUGGAUCAACAUCACAUGGCUCAUGUACUUCUUGUUCAGGCGGUGAUUGUUCAUCUUCUUUUCCUCUGUUUUCUUCUUCUCCACGGACUCCCUUGGCCCUACCCUCCAGCCUGCCUCCUCUAUUCUCGGUGUUAUCCCGGCUACUCAGGUUGCGCAUGCCACACUAACCCAGUGGUCGCCACCGUCACCCCUGCCCUUGGCCUUCUCAUCUGACGAUCUAACACGGCCUGUAUGGCUAAUGGCGUAUUCGCUGCCUCAGCUCCCUCCCUUUCUAAGCUCGGUGGCACUUAAAUCGCCUCCCUGCUAGCACCCCUCCCUGAACCGCUAUGUGCUCUCCUAGAUUUUAAGUGAUUGAAAUAUAAGAGGUGUGAUCAAUUAAAAGAUUGUUUCUUACAAGCAAGUUUCAAAUUUCAUGGGUAUUUCAAAAUUAAGAAAGGACAAAGCCGUUCCACGUUUAUAAACCCCACACCUAUUAAGGUACCAUUUGGAUCCGGAGGUAAACUUUGGUUGGCUAAAAAUUAGUCCAUAACGAUUCAAACGGUGGGAUUAAAUGUAGGCUAAAAAUUAGUCAACCUCCAACUAAACUUUAGUUUAUUAGCCCUCCAAACUCAGCUGAUGGGGGCUAAUUUUAGACAAGAAUGGCAAAAGGCAAAAAUACGCUCUCACUAAAAUCUUACCAUUUUCUCUCCAACACCCCAAGGAUAUAAUGGACCUUUUUCAAUAAACAAGUUAAAAAUUAGGUCUGGCUCCAAAUAAGACAUGGCUAAUUUAGCCAACUAUAAGUCUAAUUAGUCAGAGCUAAACUUUAGUUUUAGUCCAUCCAAACGUGUCCUAAGCCCACGCAGCCAGUCAGGUCAAAUUAAGCGACAAGAAUAGGUUUCCUAUGAUCCUAUAAACCUCCAAAUCUACUUAAACCAUGUAUUAUGCUCGAAAGUUAACAAGCAUAUAUAUAAAAUAACGCCUAUGAUCCCUCAAUUUGGGCACAUGUGUGAAUUGAACCGGCAGGACAAGUGCUACCGUCAUUUUGACUCGUGACAUCCACUCUACGAAAGCUCUAACAUAAGCAGUGACGUCAGCGUAAAUACCCACACGGCAGUACGGCACUCACACUCACACUCUGCUCUAUAAAAGCCGUGGCACCUAUCUCUCUGCAAGCCACCUGGCCUCGAGCCUCCAGCGACUGAGCAAGCAAGCGAUCGACCAGUCCUGCCAACGGCCGCCAUUACCAAGAACAGUGGAGAGCUUGCCCCGGCCGGCCAUGGCUGCUGCACCGGUGACGGUGGUCCGGCGCAUGAAGCUGGGGUCGCAGGGGCUUGAGGUCUCGGCGCAGGGCCUGGGCUGCAUGGGCAUGUCCGCCUUCUACGGCCCGCCCAAGCCCGAGCCCGAUAUGAUCGAGCUCAUCCAUCACGCCAUCGCCGCCGGCAUCACCUUCCUCGACACCGCCGACUUCUACGGCCCGCACACCAACGAGCUCCUACUCGGCAAGGCUCUGCAGGGUGGUGUGAGGGAGAAGCUGCAGCUCGCCACCAAGUUCGGCAUCUCGUCCGGUGGCGGGUGGGAGGUUCGCGGCGACCCGGCGUACGUGCGGGCGGCGUGCGAGGGCAGCCUCCGGCGGCUCGGCGUCGGCUGCAUCGACCUCUACUACCAGCUCCGCAUUGACACCACGGUGCCCAUCGAGGUCACGAUGGGUGAGCUCAAGAAGCUAGUGGAGGAAGGAAAGAUAAAGUACAUUGGGCUAUCUGAAGCAUCUGCAUCGACAAUAAGGAGAGCUCAUGGGGUGCAUCCUAUCAGCGCGGUUCAGCUGGAGUGGUCAAUUUGGUCUAGAGAUGUCGAAGAAGAUAUAAUUCCUACCUGCAGAGAACUUGGAAUUGGGAUCGUGGCUUACAGUCCACUAGGCAGAGGGUUCUUAUCUGGUGGGGCAAAACUGAUUGACUCACUAUCAGAGCAGGACGCAAGGAAGAAUUUUCCUAGAUUUCGGCCAGAGAAUCUUGACAAGAAUGCCCAGAUAUUCGAGCGCGUUAAUGCAAUGGCCACAAGAAAAGGAUGCACACCAUCACAACUUGCAUUGGCAUGGGUUCAUCAUCAGGGAAGUGACGUUUGCCCCAUACCUGGCACAACAAAAAUUGAGAAUUUCAACCAGAAUGUUGGAGCACUGUCCGUGAAGCUCACACCACAGGAGAUGGCCGAACUUGAGUCCUACGUUGCUGCUGGCGAUGUCCAGGGUGACCGGUAUCCUCAGAUGGCCAGUACCUGGAAGUAUUGUGAGACGCCUCCGUUGUCCUCUUGGAAAUCUGAGUAGCAAAUUUUGGUAUCUUCAAAUCAGCCUUGUGUCCCGGUUCCAAAUAGUUGGCAUGAAUAAGAAAACCCUGAUUAGGUUUGCAUUGCAAUCACAUCCUUUAGAUCUCCUUGCCUUGUUGCUUAUGCUUACUCAUAAUAGGAGUAAAUAAAGUUGUGUAAUCAUGAAAAGUGUGAGAGCAUUAUGUUUUUUUA
Molecule: messenger RNA, 3719 nt
Organism: Setaria italica (foxtail millet)
Lineage: Eukaryota; Viridiplantae; Streptophyta; Magnoliopsida; Poales; Poaceae
Product: probable aldo-keto reductase 2
Exons: 6
Coding region: 2488-3528 (346 amino acids)
Cellular component (GO): cytoplasm
Source: RefSeq, a predicted model, not a curated record